Messenger RNA from Myzus persicae (green peach aphid), 2508 nucleotides. It is a transcript of the gene Cog3, whose product is annotated as conserved oligomeric Golgi complex subunit 3. Gene Ontology annotation, biological process: intracellular protein transport; Golgi organization; intra-Golgi vesicle-mediated transport. Lineage: Eukaryota; Metazoa; Arthropoda; Insecta; Hemiptera; Aphididae. The record is from RefSeq and is a predicted model, not a curated record. Gene Ontology annotation, cellular component: COG complex; membrane; cis-Golgi network. The coding region runs from base 1 to 2415 and encodes 804 amino acids. The transcript is spliced from 15 exons.
AUGGCGAACAAUAAGCCAGGACAAAUAUCUGAUAAAUUGGUUCGAUGGGAGGCCGAAAAGAACCCAUUGGCACCUCUAAGUCAGUCUCAAAUCAACGGAUAUCUGAGUUUGUCUGAACACAUAGGCGAUAGCGACUUUAUGUCUUUAGAAAUCAAAGACCACAACAAAGAUAAACCAAGUAUAGAUGAAGAGCCACAAGUUUUAAAUAGAAAUAUUGAAUCUGCCGAGGAUUUUCAUAAAUUAUAUUACGAGAUAGCACAAAAAUGGAUGUCCUCGGAAAUUAAACCAUGUAUACAGCUUGCAAAUGAACUACGAAGUCAGUUGGACGAGUGGAAAUUAAUGCUAUCCAAGAUGGACGAGUGUAUGCAGCUCAUCGGUAUGUUGGAAGAAAAAUACAGCGAGGUUUCAAAAAAAACAAACUCUUUAUAUUUGGCUGGAGAAGAACUACAUACUGAUCAGACAAGUCUGAGUAACAUAUGCCAAGAAAUCAAUGAACGUUUAUCCAUCUUCAAUGCUGCUGAUUCUAUACACUCGAAAUUGGAUUCACCUUCGUUCAUUGUCACCAGUGAAAUGUUUGCUAACAUGAUGAUGUCCAUUGAUAACGGAAUUGAUUAUUUAAAUUCUCAUAUGUCAUAUAAAGAGAGCAAUAAAUAUCUUGCUCUGUAUGUAAAUGCCAGGUACAAGGCUCUAUCGCUUGUUCAAACUUACAUAACUCAAUGUCUUCAGACUGGAACUGAGAGUUUAGACACAACUGAAUUCAUAGCACACUAUGGGAAGUUUCAAGCAAUUGCUACAAAAGUACGACCAGUGUUAGAAUUAUUGGAAAACCGAAUAGAUUUGGAUGCAGUAUAUGCUACGGCAUUGGAAGACUGUGUGAUGGUUUAUGUGACACGACGUAAAGCUCUUCUUGGUUCGUCUAUCAGUAAUACACUGUCAAACUACACGUCAAGUGGGAGUGAUUACUGUUCAACGUUACGUUCAUCGUGUAAAAUACUCAUACAAUUAACUCAUGACGAGAACCGAUUGUAUCAAUGUUUCUUUACAAAUAAAUCUCCAGUAUUCAGAGAAUACCUGGAAACUGUUUGUAUGCAUUUGUAUGACAUGCUCAGACCAUUAGUAAUUCACAUGAAGCAUUUUGAAACAUUGGUUGAACUUUGUACAAUCCUAAGAAUAGAAAUAUUACAAGACUAUGUUUCUGAGGAUGAAUCGCUUGAGGUUUUUGGAUCUGUAGCAGAGUUACUAUUACAAGAUACACAAGAGCGUUUAGUGUUUCGAGCGAAUUUGUACUUUGUCACAGACAUUUCCGAGUAUAAACCAUCACCUGGUGAUUUAGCGUAUCCAGAAAAAUUAAAACAAAUGGAAGCAAUUGCGGAAGAAAUGCAAUAUCGACAGUUGACUCGAUACGACUCAACUGGAAGUUUAGUGUCAUCUGUAUCUGAAGCACCAUCAGUUAUGUCAAAACAGUCUAUUGGUGGAUGGACUUCUGCUGCAGAUCUUCAUGGAAUGUGGUAUCCACCGGUUAGGCGUACGUUGAUGUGUUUAUCACGUUUGUAUAGAUGUGUUGAUAAGACAAUUUUUCAAAGUCUUUCUCAUGAGGCAGUUGCUUUGUGUUUGAAAAACAUACAUCAAGCUGCUCUGAUGAUAUCUCAAAAAAAGACUCCAACAGAUGGUUCUUUGUUUGAGAUAAAACAUUUGUUGAUAAUCAGAGAACAAAUAGCACCGUUUCAAGUAGAUUUUACUAUUAAAGAAUUGAACUUGGAUUUUAGUAAAAUGAAAAAUGCCGCUUGGGGUUUAUUUCAAAAACACGACAAAAUGUUUGCUUUAAACUCAAGUAACUCAAUCAUUGAAUUUUUACUGGAAGGAACACCGGUAGUACUAGAAAACUCUGUGGAUUCAAGACGUUUAGUAGAUCAGACAUUGAAAGAGUCCUGUCAAACAUUCAUUAAUCAUUCAUCUAAUGCAUUAGUAUCACCAUUGUCUAUGUUUCUAGAUGAAGUUCAAAAGUAUAUUAAAUGGUGUAAUAUGCAAGGAUUCCUGGCUAUUGUUAAACAACAAGAAUUCGCCCAACCUAAAGCUAUUCACGAUAAAGUACAAGAAUCGUUGAAAAAAAUCAAAAAGGAUUUACCAAUGAUCCAUCAAAGUAUGGCGUUGUACUUGGCCAAUGGAGACACACAGUUUGUUUUGUAUAGGCCUAUCAAGAAUAAUAUUUUGCAUAUGUUUACAAAAAUUCAACAAUUUUUAUCAACAAACAGUUACACUAAAGAAGAACAACAAUUAAUUGCGUGCCCUACAUCUGAACAGAUGUCUAUGUUGUUAUCUACUUCAUCUUUGGCAUCUACUAAGUCGAACUCGAGAAAAACAAGUGCUGUAUCCAUUGAUGAACAUCCGGCUGAAACUAAUGAAAAUUCUACGUAGUAUUAAAUCAAUUUGAUUAAAUUUAAAUGGUCUGUGAUAAAUGUUAUGAAGUAUUCAUUCAUUAAAAAUAAUAAAGUUAUUAUUUAUUACUUA